UGCAUUUCUGUCUGUGGUCCGGGAAGAGGCAUAGGAUCUGACGGCUCCCUCCAGUCCAGUGAAAUACUCACCCGCUUUGCACGGAGGCCGGAAUUGGAAGCGACCGUUGUGAAACGUUAAAGAUUUUCUGGCAGUGGGAAAGGGAUUUUUUUUUUCCCUUCCUCCCUCCCUGCAGAGGAAAAACAGUUCUAAGGAGAGAGUCACUUUGUAGUUGUAACUCCCAUUCAAAGACUCCCAGCCCGAGAAACUGUGGAUUCCCGUGCCUCUCGUGCGUGGUUUCUAAGAGACUGUCACUUGGUCCUUCUACACCCUGCUCAUGAGUUUACCCAGGACCAUCUUCCCCAGGAGGGAGGCCGGGACUCACGCAGUGGCAGCUAAACCCAGUUCAUCUGUCAUUCACCGGCCAAAGCCCAGAGAACAGGAAAGAAAGAAGCGUGGCCUUGCUUCCUCUCUAAGGAUGGAGCCCCACGGCCACUCCGGAAAGAGCCGGAAAUCCACAAAAUUUCGCUCCAUUUCCCGUUCCCUGAUCCUCUGUAAUGCCAAGACCAGUGAUGACGGCUCUAGCCCCGAGGAGAAGUACCCCAACCCUUUUGAGACUUCACUGUGCCAGGGCAAGGAGGGUUUCCUUCACUCCUCCAUGCAGCUGGCAGACACGUCGGAGGCGGGGCUCAGCAACAUGCCAGGCCUGGUGCUGGCCUCAGAGGCUGCUCAGCUCCAAGCACCUGGGAGUGAUCGAGGAAAACACUGUAGGAAGAUGUUCUUCAUGAAGGAAACUUCUACAACUUCCUCAAAAGAAAAGACUGGAAAACCAGAAGCACAGAGUAGCAGCUUCCUGUUUCCUAAAGCCUGCCACCAAAGGACUCGAAGCAACUCCACCAGUGUUAAUCCCUACUGCUCAGGAGAGAUUGAUUUUCCAAUGAGCAAGAAAUCUGCAGCUCCCACUGACAGGCAGCCGUACUCUCUCUGCAGCAACAGGAAGUCCCUCUCUCAACAAUUGGACUACCCAGUUUCGGGCACUGCAAGACCAACUCGGUCACUGAGCACAGCUCAGCUCGGGCAGCUGUCUGGGGGUCUACAGGCUUCAGUCAUCUCCAACAUCGUGCUGAUGAAGGGCCAAGCAAAGGGCCUGGGCUUCAGUAUUGUUGGAGGAAAGGACAGCAUUUACGGCCCCAUUGGGAUUUACGUGAAGAGCAUCUUUGCAGGGGGAGCAGCUGCUGCUGAUGGGCGGCUGCAGGAAGGUGAUGAAAUUCUGGAACUCAAUGGUGAAUCGAUGGCUGGCCUAACACACCAGGAUGCCUUACAGAGGUUCAAGCAAGCCAAGAAGGGGCUGCUGACCCUGACAGUGAGGACCCGCCUGACAACACCGCCUUCACUCUGCAGUCACCUGUCACCCCCUCUGUGCCGAUCCCUGAGCUCUAGUACAUGUGGUGCUCAGGACAGAAGCCCCUUCUCCUUGGAAAGUCCAGCAUCUCCUGCCAGCACUGCCAAGCCCAACUACAGAGUCAUGGUGGAGGUGUCUCUACAGAAAGAGGCAGGUGUUGGCCUGGGGAUUGGCCUGUGCAGCGUCCCCUAUUUCCAGUGCAUCUCCGGCAUCUUCGUUCACACACUGUCACCAGGAUCCGUGGCACACCUGGAUGGACGGCUACGGUGUGGUGAUGAGAUCGUGGAAAUCAGCGAUUCUCCAGUGCACUGCAUGACCCUCAACGAAGUCUAUACAAUCCUGAGCCACUGUGACCCUGGCCCAGUUCCCAUCAUCGUUAGCCGACAUCCAGACCCACAGGUUUCUGAACAGCAACUCAAGGAAGCUGUGGCUCAGGCUGUGGAAGGCGUCAGAUUCGGAAAGGAGAGGCACCAGUGGAGCUUAGAAGGUGUCAAGAGGCUGGAGAGCAGCUGGCACGGGCGGCCCACCUUGGAGAAAGAGCGUGAGAAGCAUUCGGCGCCCCCACACCGAAGAGCCCAGAAGGUCAUGGUCCGCUCCAGCAGUGACAGCAGCUACAUGUCUGGGUCACCAGGGGGAAGCCCCUGCAGUGCAGGUGCGGAGCCACAGCCUUCUGAGGGUGAAGGCAGCACACACUGUCCCAGCCUGCCCCAGGGGCAGGAACAAGAUGCGUGUCCAGGGGUCCCACCCAGGCCUCAUCAGGAGAGCCCGCCCCUUCCCGAGAGCCUGGAGAGAGGCAGCCACCCACCACUGAGACUGAAGAAAUCCUUUGAGAUUUUGGUGAGAAAGCCGACAUCCUCCAAACCCAAGCCUCCACCCAGAAAAUACUUUAAAAAUGACAGCGAGCCUCAGAAGAAACUGGAAGAGAAAGAGAAGGUCACAGACCCUUCUGGGCACACCUUGCCCACCUGCAGCCAGGAAACCAGAGAGCUGCUGCCACUGCUGUCGCAGGAAGACAUUGCAGGGAGAAACCCCUGCACCGCUGCCUGCUGCCCAGGACCUGCAGCCACCACGCAGACUUCGUUCUCCACAGGGGGAGAGCCAAGGAGUGCCAGCCCAGCGACUCCAGCGUCCCCGGGAAAACACCCGCUGCUGAAGAGGCAGGCACGGAUGGACUAUAGCUUUGAUACCACCCCUGAAGACCCUUGGGUUAGAAUUUCCGACUGCAUCAAAAACUUAUUUAGCCCUAUCAUGAGUGAGAACCAUGGCCAUGUACCACUACAGCCCCACACCAGCCUUGGUGAAGAGGAUGGGACACAGGGCCACCCAGAGGGGGUCCUGUCAAAACUGGACACUGUCAAUGGUGCUCCCAGAGUUUACAAGUCAGCAGAAGGCAGCACUGUAAAGAAAGGGCCCCCGGUGGCCCCAAAGCCGGCGUGGUUUCGGCAGAGCUUGAAAGGUCUGAAGAAUCGCGUCCCAGACCCCAGAAGACACCCAGAGGUAGUCUCAGCCACUCAGCCAACACCUGCUUCCAGGGACCCCCCAGGGCCACACUCUCAGGCCUCCUCCUCCUCCUCCUCCUCCUCCUCCAUUAGGCAGAAAAUCAGCUCUUUUGAAAACUUUGGCUCCUCACAAUUGCCAGAGAGAGGAGUGCAGAGACUGAGCCUACAGCCCAGCUCUGGGGAUACCACAAAACUUCCAGGAAAGCAAGAUGCAGGACGGUUUUCUGGUCUCCUGGGUCAAGGAGCUACAGUCUCUGCUAAGCACAGGCAGGCAGAGCCAGAGCCUAUGCCCAAAGCCCUUCCUAACACCUCAGAGGUCAGGGACCCAGGGAUGUCUGAGUCUCCUCCCCCAGGUCAGCGACCCAGCCCAAAAGCUCUGACUCCAGACCCGCUCCUUAGAAGGCUGACCACACAGGCUGAGGACACUCAAGGCCCAGGCCUCAAGAUGCCAAGUCAGCGGGCACGGAGCUUCCCCCUGACCAGGACCCAGUCCUGUGAGACAAAGCUGCUGGAUGAAAAGGCGAGUAAGAUUUACUCCAUCAGCAGCCAGUUAUCAUCGGCCGUCAUGAAAUCCCUACUGUGCCUUCCAUCUUCAGUCUCCUGUGGCCAGAUCACCUGCACGCCCAAGGAGACGAUGUCUCCAAAGCCACCUUGCAACAGCAGCGUAUCUGCAGAGGGUCUUGGUGAAGCUGUGGCCUCUGACACAGGGUUCUCCCUGAACCUUUCAGAACUGAGAGAAUAUUCAGAAGGCCUCACGGAGCCCCGGGACACCGAGGACAGGGACCAUUGUUCUUCUCAGCCUGGCCAGUCAGUUAUCUCCCUGUUGAGCGCAGAAGAACUGAAAAAGCUCAUCGAGGAAGUGAGAGUCCUCGAUGAGGCCACGCUGAAGCAAUUAGACAGCAUUCACGUCACCAUCUUACACAAGGAAGAGGGCACUGGCCUGGGGUUCAGCUUGGCAGGAGGAGCGGAUCUGGAAAACAAGGUGAUCACGGUUCACAGAGUGUUUCCAAAUGGGCUGGCUUCUCAGGAAGGCACAAUUCAGAAAGGCAAUGAAGUGCUUUCCAUCAAUGGCAAGUCUCUCAAGGGGGCUACUCACAAUGAUGCCCUAGCUAUCCUCCGCCAAGCUCGGGACCCAAGGCAAGCUGUGAUUGUCACCAGGAGGUCAACUGUGGAGGCCAUUCAUGACCUGAACUCCUCCACUGAUUCUGCAGCAUCAGCUUCAGCAGCCAGUGACAUUUCUGUAGAAUCUAUAGAGGCCACUGUCUGCACAGUGACACUGGAGAAGACCUCGGCCGGACUGGGGUUCAGUCUGGAGGGUGGAAAGGGCUCCCUGCAUGGAGACAAACCUCUGACCAUCAACAGGAUUUUUAAAGGGACAGAACAGAGUGACAUCCAGUCGGGAGAUGAAAUCGUGCAGCUCUCGGGCACUGCCAUGCAAGGUCUUACACGGUUUGAAGCUUGGAAUGUCAUCAAGGCAUUACCUGACGGACCUGUCACUAUAGUCAUCAGAAGGAAAGGCCUCCAAUGCAAGUCGACAACAGCUUCUUCAGACUCCUAGACAGGGUGCCAAUGCUAAGACAAAGCAGGAGCGUGAAGCUCCCAUAAUUGCCAAUUCUCAGGGUCUCUGCUGCCCACCUCACCCAGGCUGAGGAAAGCCACGGUGUGCUUCUGGUAGCUGCUGCUCUCAGGUCUGGACCUUCUGGGACACUGCUUAUCAAGAGGGUUGUUCUUAUCAAGAGUCACACAGUGGUGGCUGAUAGAAACUGUAGAUUGUAUAUAGACUGCUUAGUGAUAAUAUUCUGGUGCCAUAAUAAAAUGGAUGUAUCACAGUUUGCCAUGAAA
Meriones unguiculatus (Mongolian gerbil) is the source of this 4722-nucleotide messenger RNA. It is a transcript of the gene Il16, whose product is annotated as interleukin 16. Lineage: Eukaryota; Metazoa; Chordata; Mammalia; Rodentia; Muridae. The record is from RefSeq and is a predicted model, not a curated record. Bases 317 to 4438 code for a protein of 1373 amino acids. Gene Ontology annotation, molecular function: CD4 receptor binding; cytokine activity. Gene Ontology annotation, biological process: induction of positive chemotaxis; leukocyte chemotaxis. The transcript is spliced from 19 exons.